AUGCUGACGAUUGCUCUGCUGUUUGCCAUUGCCUUUACUUUCGUGCUUUACCUUUUCAUAUCCUCUAUUUAUACAAGGCGUCGCCAUGCUACAGUCGCACAGCAGCUCGGCUGUCGGCCAGCACCCAAAGAAUACCUCCCGGAUCCACUGGGACUUGUGAACAUGUACAAGCUCCUGCGGGCAAACAGUAAGAAUGAAGUCCUCGAGUACAUCCGAGGCGUGUUCGACGAUGUGUCGCUACGCACGAACAAGACAGUCUAUUCUUACGACACGUCCAUGCUCGGCGACCGGGUGUUCUUCACGUGCGACCCGAGGAAUAUCCAGGCCAUUCUGGCCACUCAGUUCAAGGAUUUCGAGCUGGGGAAAAUCCGCACGGGCGCGUUUGCUCCAUUACUUGGCCACGGCAUCUUUUCGGCAGAUGGCAAGCAAUGGGAGCACUCUCGCGCUCUGUUACGCCCCCAAUUCUCUCGUGAUCAGGUCAAGGACUUGGAUCUGGAGGAGAAGCAUGUCCAAAACUUGCUCAGAACACUUCCCGUGGCAGCGGACGGUUGGACGAGCACCACUGACAUCCAACCCCUGAUCUCCCGAUUCACCAUGGACUCGGCCAGCGAAUUCCUCUUUGGAGAGAGCACAAACAUUCAACUAUCUGCGCUCUCCGAGGAGGCCGCGGCCAAAAAUGCCGAAGACCGCGCCUUUGUGGAAGCUUUCGAGGCUUGUCAGGACCGCAUGGCCAAGGCGCUCUUGCUGAACGAAUUCUACUCGGUGGUCCUGACCAAGAAGCAUGAGGAUGACUGUCGAUUGUGCCAUCGCUACAUCGACCGAUUUGUGCACAAAGCUCUGGGUCGCGAUAGAAAGCAAGAUCCUGUUGGCGAGAGCAGCAAAAAGGAAAAGUACGUCUUCCUCGAAAGCCUCGUCAGUGAGACUCGAGAUCCUAUCGAGAUUCGAAACCAGCUUCUGUCAAUUCUGCUGGCCGGCCGCGACACCACCGCGUCAUUGCUGAGCUUCUUGUUCCUCAUGCUGGUCCAACAUCCCGAGAUAUUUGACAAGCUACGAUCAGUCAUCAUCGAAGACUUUGGAUCCUUCCAUUCGCCCAAAAACCUCACUUUUACGGACUUGAAGGCGUGUUCCUACUUACAGUGGUGUAUCAAUGAGACCUUGAGGCUUUACCCUAGCGUACCGCUUAACGGGCGGCGGUGCGUAAGAGACACCAGCCUACCAUUCGGCGGUGGCGAGGACGGCCUUUCGCCCGUUUUCAUACCGGCCGGGACAGAGAUCGCCUAUCUCGUGUAUGUGAUGCACCGGCAGUCGGACUUCUGGGGCCCAGAUGCGGAUACUUUCAGGCCGGAGCGGUGGCAGAAUCACAAGUAUGGCUUCGAAUAUCUGCCGUUCAACGGCGGGCCAAGAAUCUGUCUCGGACAACAGUUUGCUUUGACAAAGGCUGCAUACGUGACGGUCCGCCUCCUCCAGCGCUUCGACCAGCUCGAUGGAUCGAACUUGUCGCCGGGGCCGAUCAAAUGGGCCGUCACCUUGACUGGCAAGCCCAAAGACGGGGUCAGGCUGCGACUGCAUGCCGCAGCUGAACGUCGAUCUGAAGCAAUAGAUGCAUAA
Fonsecaea erecta is the source of this 1608-nucleotide messenger RNA. RefSeq lists its product as hypothetical. The transcript has 3 exons. Gene Ontology annotation, molecular function: oxidoreductase activity, acting on paired donors, with incorporation or reduction of molecular oxygen, reduced flavin or flavoprotein as one donor, and incorporation of one atom of oxygen; heme binding; iron ion binding. Lineage: Eukaryota; Fungi; Ascomycota; Eurotiomycetes; Chaetothyriales; Herpotrichiellaceae. Bases 1 to 1608 code for a protein of 535 amino acids. The record is from RefSeq and is a predicted model, not a curated record.